AUGUCAAAUCAGACUUCAUUAACUCAUUCCGCCCUCUCCCACCUUUUUGGCGGCGGCAACGUCCCGAUGCCAGAAAUAGCGUCGGAGCUCCAGCAGCCACCUGGUCACUCCAUGCCAGUGGGGCUCUCGACCCGCACCGUCAUCUCUGGCAAAGCGAGAGCCUCGUGGCCCACGAUGGCCCCGUUGCCCUACACACGAGAUUACGAGCUCGUGAAUGGACUCUUCCAGUCUUCCACGCCUACCACGGUGCUGCCGCCUGCGAGCCUCGUACACAACCCAGAAUUCAAAAUGCAAAAUCCUGCCCGGCCCGUAGCGAUCUUAGCAUAG
Colletotrichum costaricense is the source of this 327-nucleotide messenger RNA. RefSeq lists its product as uncharacterized. The record is from RefSeq and is a predicted model, not a curated record. Lineage: Eukaryota; Fungi; Ascomycota; Sordariomycetes; Glomerellales; Glomerellaceae. The coding region runs from base 1 to 327 and encodes 108 amino acids. The transcript has 2 exons.